Molecule: messenger RNA, 839 nt
Organism: Prosopis cineraria
Lineage: Eukaryota; Viridiplantae; Streptophyta; Magnoliopsida; Fabales; Fabaceae
Exons: 1
Coding region: 203-688 (161 amino acids)
Source: RefSeq, a predicted model, not a curated record
AGAGCGAAAGCAUGGCGAAUGGGGAAAAGACGAAGAACAAACGCGAAAGAUGAGAAGCACGACAACCCCGCGGUUCGUCUUUCGAGGAAAGCUUAGAGGAAUCUCAACCUGAAACGACGCCGCAUUCAUCGCCACCUUCCUUGUUUAUCUUCUCUCCCAGGCUUUCCUGCUCUGCCACCACCCAUACGCAAGCAAGCAGAGCAUGAUUUUGCAUCGAGAGAUCCACUUCUUCAUGGCGUCACUCCCGGGAUUCGCCACUGCCGUCAUCAUCGGGCUCAUGUUCGCCGGAGAAUCGAUUGGGAAGGAUCUCCGGCCAUCAGAACACGGCCUUGAGUUCCAGAAUUCGCCAUCGGCAUGGUUGAAUUAUUCAUCGGAGAUGAGAUCGUUCUUCAAUUCCUCGCAGGCAUCCAAUUCCUCGGAUAUUAUGACGAUGCCGAAGCCCACGAAUUCCAGCGAUUCGUCUCGGUCGUCCUGGUGGAGCAACACCGACGGCGGCGAGAGGAACCAUGUGAGGAAUGCUUUAGUGGUAGCCAGCUUGGUGUGUGGAGUGACAGGUGUCAUUCUAUUAGUGGCUACGGGUUUGCUUUUUCUCUCAAAGCACCGAAAGCAUAAACAUGAAGUAAACGAGUCAUGCAGUGACAAAGACAACGACAAGUUACAGUUAGCGGUGAGGACUGUGGACCCUUGAAUUUGUUUUUGUUUUACUCUUGCAAUUUCCCUUUACUUUGGAUGUAGCAAUUCCACAUUGCAAAGAGUAACAGUGUUUUUCCCCCCGGGCUAAAGAGCAGUAAUAGUGUAAAAUUAACUACGCGUUAUUAAAUAUCAUUAUUGAAAGAUUC